AAUAGAAAAUUGAUCAUAUGGACUAAUUUUAAUUAGAAGAGCUAUGCUACGAAAAUACUUAAUGUCAUGAUUGGUAGUGUUAGAAAAAACAUCCUCGAUGCUUUGCAGGAAUAUGUAUUGAAGGCAGAAUCAUCGAUGAAGAAAAUGGAAAAUGCGAAAAACCUGAUUGCCAGCUAAUUCAUAUGACAGAUGAUAGAUUUAGUAAUGAACCUAAUACUGGAUAAAUUAAUGGAAUUUAUAGGGAUAACAUUUGUAAGAAUAUAUAAAAUUGCAACAAUAAUAAUUGUAAAUUUCUACAUCCUGUAUGGGCAAAAGAUUAUUGUUUCGAGUAGUUUAAAACUAAUAAAUGUAAAAAAAAAUGUUAAAAUCAUUCUAAUUGGAAUUAAAUAAGGAAGAAUGUUUAUGAAAAAUUUGAUAUUUAAGGGAUGAAUCCAGAAAAUAUUUGCCAAAAGCAUAAUUGCAAAUGUGAUAAACAUUUACUAAGUGAUGAUUUCUGCAUAGAUUAUUUUCGAGGAAUUUGCCCUUUAAUAGAAUGUUCUAAAAAACAUGUAUUUUGGGAGGAAUUAAAAUUGAAUAGAAAACUAUAAUUUGAGCAACCAAAAUUAAUACCAUGCAUAAAAACUAAUGCUAAAAAUCAAAAAAGUUUAAUUGAAAAUUAAAAUAAAAUAAAUUUUAUGCUAGAUGAAGAAGAACUAAAACGUAUGCAUAAAGUCAUUAAAUAAUAAAAUAUAAUAGAUAUUAUUUUUAUAAUGGAUUGUACAAAAACAAUGGAUCCCUGGAUUUAGUAAUGUCAUUCAUAAAUAGCUAAUAUAAUCGAAAAAUUUGAAAUUUAAAGUAAACCUUAUAUUACUCGAAUUGCAUUUGUUGGAUAUAGAGAUAUUAUAAUUGAAAAACAGCAAAGUGUAAUAUUUUUAGAUAGAAAAAGUCUGAUUUUACAAGAUUAGAAUUUUAAUUAAAACUUAAGUGGUAAAUAAAUUUUAGAGAAAAAUCAUGUAGUUUUUCAUGAUUUAACAGAUAAAAUCGAUUCUGUUAAAGAAUUUAUAAAAUAAUAAAAGGCUUUUGGUGGGGGUGAUGAAGCUGAAGAUGUUUUUGCAGGUAUAGAAAAGGCAUCAUAAUUAAAUCUAUCUAAACAUUAAGAUAGUGUAUUAAUUACAUUUUUAUUUGCUGACUCUCCUUGUCAUGGUAAAUAAUAUCAUGAUCUUGAUGAUGAUGAUUUUAUGGAUGAUGUUCCAUUAGGUACUUUAGAAAAUUUAAUGAUUAGGUAUAGAAAAUUAAAAUUUAAUAAUUUUUUCUUUUGUUCUAGAAUUACUAAAAAAACAGAUAAAAUGUUUUAAAUUAUGAAAACUGCCUUUCCUGAAAUUUCAAUUACUGAUAUUUAAAACCCAGAAGAUUUUCCAAAUUUAGUUGUUUUAUCUUUAAAUCAUAGUUUUUCUAGAAUUAGCAAAAGUCAAUUAUUUAAGACAUUAGAAAUUAAAGCAUAAUCUAUUAAAUCUAAGUUUAUUGAUUAUAAGUGUCAAACCAAAGAAGAAAAAUUAAAGUUUUGGGUUGAUUUUACAAAAACUGUAGAUUCAUAACUUAGAAUUAAUGAAACUACAAUUAAAAUAAAUCCCAAUCCUGAAAAAAUUUUAGACAAUGAAGAUGGAGUAAAUUCAUAUAUUUUUAAAGUAUUUGAUGUCAUAAAUAAUCAAAAUUUAGUUGCUAAAAUACCUAAAAAAAUAGUAUUGGCAUACAAUGAAUAAAAAGAAAAACUUUAAAGAGAAAAUUCAGAAUUACCAGUUUAAUUAUCUGAUGAAUUAAUUUUAGAAGCCUAAAAGUUUGCUUAAUAAAGAUUUUAAUCACAAACAAUUGCAAAACAAUUAGCAUAAAUUUAUAGAGAUAGAGUAAAAAAUUAAUAAGGAGCUCCUCCUAUUUUUUAUGUUUCACCUAUGUUAUAUAAACUUUCUAUACCAUUUUAUGGUUUAAAUUAUAUUUAUGCAGAAACAUUCAUUAAUCUACCUAAUAUUAAAUGGGAAAAAUAUUCAAACAAUUCAAAUUAUAUCAAUCCAUAAUAUUAUUACUACUCUUCAUUCAGUCAUUUUACUUAUGAUGAAACAGAUAGAUUAUUAUUGAUUACAGAUUUAUAAGGAAAAUUCAAUAUUUUUAGUGAUCCGUCUAUUUAGACAACAAAUCAAUAUAGCUAAAAUUUAAAUGAAGAUAAGACAAAUUUCAAUAACGAGGGUAUAGCCAACUUUUAGGGUGCUCAUCAGAAAUGUAGUAUUAUUUGCAAAGAAUUGAAAUUAUAACAAUUUAGUUAAACUGAAUAUGACUAGACUUUAUGGGAACAAAAUGAAACAUAAUUAUUAUCUGUUAUAUGUGAGACAUGUGAUGAAUAUCAAGAGAUUAAAUUAGAGGAAUAUUACACUGGAUUUCAUAAAAAAUGUCCUUAAUGUAAAGAUCUUGAAAAUGUAUUACAUCAAGUUCAAUGUUUUUGUUGUAGGGAAUUAUUUUAAACUCCUAUAAAUUAAUAAAUGAGAUUAGGUACAGUUGUAGAAAAAUGCUCAAGUUGUAAAGUGAGUUGUUUAUAACGAAAUUUGGCCUGUGUGUAUUGCAAAAUUGAUUGUAAAUUAAAGGUAUCAAAUGAGAAAAUAGAUGAAAAAAUGAUUGGGUUAUGUAGGGAAGGUAGAAAAUAUAUAUCAUCUUUAAAAUGCUUAUCAUGCAAUUCAACAUAUAAAUAUGAUUAAUUCUUGGAAAAUAAUUAAUAUGAAUAAGGGAUUUAUAAAUGUAAAAGAUGCAUGAAUUGA
Messenger RNA from Paramecium sonneborni, 2780 nucleotides. The record is from the annotation of a GenBank genome assembly. NCBI's taxonomy places the organism in Eukaryota, Ciliophora, Oligohymenophorea, Peniculida, Parameciidae.